Messenger RNA from Stereum hirsutum FP-91666 SS1, 4475 nucleotides. RefSeq lists its product as uncharacterized. Gene Ontology annotation, molecular function: protein binding. The record is from RefSeq and is a predicted model, not a curated record. Bases 123 to 4004 code for a protein of 1293 amino acids. The transcript has 5 exons. NCBI's taxonomy places the organism in Eukaryota, Fungi, Basidiomycota, Agaricomycetes, Russulales, Stereaceae.
AUUCGCCCUAUAUAAUAUCCUUCGACCUCCAGAUUCAGUAUCCUCCUUGUUGGCAGAUCCCCACAGGACUCUUCUGAAUCCAUCCCAACAUCGUCCGUCGCCAACAGGGAUAUCCGAGCACCAUGCCUCCCUCGCUGUCCCCACAGAUCGCUAGUGCCCUUCCGGGAAUCCUCGAGAAGAUAUCGAGUCAUGCGGCGUCGAGGAUGUUGUUCUCUCAGUUCCUGCUGCUACCGGUCGAACUCAUAUGCUGUACUUUGUCGUUUCUGGAGAUGGACGAUCUAUUGGCUUGCAUGCAGUGCUGCAAGACUCUUCAAGAGAUAAUCAAGACCACACCUAGACUACAGUACAUCAUCGAGCUCGCCUCAAAUCAGCUUGUCUGCUCAGCUUCCGCAUCGACCUCCCCAACCCUCUCCCUCACGCACACCUCUGCCACGCGUAACUCUCGUCAACUCUCACUCUUCGCUCGUCGUCGUCUCCUACUCUCCCGAAUCGAGAACUGGUCCCGCCUCACCCCUGCCGCCAGGUUCUCCACCCCGAUUCCGGCAGCAGGCUCGAUCUACGAAUUUGUAGGUGGUGUGUAUGGGAACGGCCAUGGAACGGGAGAUGAUAGGCGUGUGGCCGGCAGUAUCACAUUUUAUAAACUGCCCUCGACUAUGGACGAUAUCUCUCCUAUGGAGGGAUCUGGCUCUGGUAUGGACGUGGACAGGUCGCAAGGAAGAGGGAGACGGAUUCCGAAGUGGACGUUGAGCGGGUUCGAUAUGAAUAUCAUCGAUUUUAGCAUGGACCCGGCGCAGGACCUGCUCGUCCUGAUCGCUUCUGCUCCCCCUGGCUCCAAGUACAACUACCAGAUCCAUCUCCGCACACUCUCGACGAACGAGCCGCACCCACUGGCGCUUUCUCCGACACUCGACUGUAGACGUUAUCCAGGCCCCGAAACGACCGACAUGUGGACCUCGUUCCGGAUACAGAUUAUGGACCAGUUCCUCGCCGUGUUGAUCAAAGACGUCUUUCAUACGAGCGCCGCGUUCAUCGCAAUUUGGAACUGGAGAGCCGGGGCUAAAGCCAGGUGUACCAUGGCGCUAGCAAUGGGCGUCGACGACUUCUGCUUCCUCUCCCCGAACUACUUCAUGAUCGUCAUCCCGCGCGGAUACCUCGACGUCUACUCCUUCUCCGACCCCGCCAUCUCGCGCGAAUACCCUACCCUCAAACGCCGCUUCGGACUCCCGAGGCUCAAAGCGGGCUAUUAUUAUUGGUAUAUCUCCGCCAUGGCGAAUCCGACGCCGGGGAGCAGCGUCCCUGGUGCUGCGGGGCCGUCUGUUGAUGCGUUCAAUCACAACUACAAUUACAACGCGAAUUCGGCGGACCCGGAAGCUCGGAACGAGAACGCGAAUGGAAAUCCUUCGAAGUAUGAGAGGUUGAGGGAGGUGGAAAGGGAGAGGAGGAGGAAGGAGAAACAGCUCGAGAAGGAGCGGAGGCGGGCGAAGAAGUUACGGAAGUUGCGAGAAAGACAGUUCACGACGCAUGAGGGGAUGGAGGCUGCGGAUGGACUCUCGACGGAUUUCGGACAGGCGUUCACGUCUCUGGGCAGCGGGGCGGGACCCUCUUCGUCUUCCUCUUCCACAUCAUUCGGGCUCGGGCUCGGUUCGGGUGUGGGUCAAGCGUCGGGUGCGCUUUGGCCUGCUGUUGAUGUGGACGAGGGAGAGGGAGGGAGUGGGAGCACGAGCGAUGAGUAUGAUGGGAGUUCGAGUCAGGCGUUGGCUCAUUCGGCGCAUCAGAGCGGUUUGGUCGCUUUUGCGAAUGCCGUAUCACAGGCUUUUGGGCCCCCAGCUCCGCCUGCGCCUCCCAUCAUACCUGCCGCCAUCCCCGACCCCGCCCCCACGCCUUCGACAAACGCAGACGAUACCACGCCAUCCAGUUCCUCGUCACGGCAGCAGCAGCAGCAGCAGCCACAACAACCACAACAACAGCCCUACCGUCCUCACAACGCUGUAUCCGAAGUGCCGCAACUUCCGCCCCCGCAGCCAUUCGGUCCCCGACCCGACGACGGGCUGAUCGCUUGUUCGCUGGGUACCCUGAAUCCGGCUGCUCAAGCUGCGGUGGAUUGUUUUGUGUUUUUCGUGAGGGUUAGUACGUUGCUCGAGUUGGCGCAGGGUCCUGCCCCUAGCUCUGGUGCCAAUUCCAAUCCCAAUUCCAAUUCCAAUGCAAACCCAUCGCAGGCGCAGGCCAGCGUCGAUCCUUCGCAGACUCAGACCAAUGACGAUCCCCCUCAAGCUCGGAACAAAGGAAAGGGGAAGGGAAAAGAGGAGAAGAAGCAAAAGAAGGACGAAGGGAAGAUGAAGAUGAAGGAGAUGGGCAGCGAGAGGAGCAUGACGGCGGUCGAGAAGAUGAAAACGAACGGGACUUGGUCAAUCGAUCUCGAUGAACGGCCGCUUCGUACGAGGGCGGAGGCCUUAGAGGAGACAUCCACGUCAUCUACACCUUCCCCUCCGGCCUCCUCCUCUUCGUCCGCUCUACCCUCUUCGCUUCCUGGAUAUCAGUUCGCUUCGGCGUUGGACUCGAGUUCGUUCUUGACUGCUCCUUCGACUUCGGUGGCUUCGUCUUGGGAGGAUCUGGUCACGUCGGGGUGGUCCUCGUCUACGACGACUGGUGGGUGGGGGGACGUUUCGGCGACUGUGGGUGGUUGGGCGAUACCGGCCACGGGACAAACACUUCCAAUGCCCGUCGUACCUCCCAGUGCGCAGACUUCGAAUACAAAUAACACCCGAUCGAGUGGUAAGACCAGGAGGAAGUCCUCAUCGACGUCCACUGCCGCUACCGAUGGGAGCUCCUCCAUGUCCAUGCCCCCUCCAUCUUCGAUGUUCACCCCAAACGCUUUCCUACCAUCGUACACGUACACAACUCCGACCUCAACCUCGACCUCGGCCUCAGCUUCGACCCCGUACACCAGCUCGGGGACGCAGACCGACACCUUCUGGCCCAGCACUACUCCACACCGCUCCCACCCCACACCUUCAGGCAGGGUCAGCCACACGAAGAGUGUCUCGAUACCGUGGGACAGUUGGGGCCCGCCCGCGACGAGGUGGUUCGGGGAUAUGUUGAGCAGCGAUUGGCAGCAUGCGGUCCAUGGGUUUAGGACGGUGGAGAAGGUGCCUGUGCCGCAGACUGAGAGUGAGGCACAAACGCAGGAGGAAGGCGUGGCGAGUUCGGAUUCGGAUUCGACGGUGGCGAAUGAUGCGGAUCGGGACGAUGCGGAGGAGCAAAAUGAGGAGGAGGUCGAUGUUGAAGAGCAUGUCGGGGCUCAGAGCGGGGCGAGCUCGAGCUCGAUGUCGCAGGUUGGAUUGGGGCAGUCGUUACCGGGCGUGGGUCCGAGCACGAGCACGAAUGACGCCCCUGUGUUGCUCAGCGUCGGAAACUCGUUACUUCCACCUGGGUCCACGACAGCUAUACCGACUCCCGCUAGCGCCAGCACCAUCCCUCACUUCGCAUAUACUCCUACCCCCCAACAGCACCACACCCAGCCUCACGCAAUCGUCGCUCCCCCGACCAACAACGCUGCCAACGCCGGGAAUACGAAUAUAAACGCCAACGGCGCGACAAUGCACAGGAUCCGCAUUCGGGAUUGGAACCCAUACACCAUCCGGCGAGCCCAGGCCGCACUCGAACGUGAACAAGAGGAAGCUCGCCAGAAGGGCAAAGGCAAGGCCACGGCGAUGGACACCGAAGCGGAUUCGCAGGGAACAGCAGAAAGCGACGAUUGGCGUGAAUGUGGUAUAGAUGCGAGCGAGAGGGUGAUGAGGGGUCGUUCGAGGCUCGUUACGAAGCCGUCGACGAUAGCGGCUGGCGCGGCGUUCAUUGAGGAUAUCGUUUCGUGGUUGCCGUAUAGGGAGGUCGUCAGUGAGGAGGUGGUGGAGGUUAGCGAUGUGAUGAUGGAUGAUUCGAGGGUGCUUUGUUUGAAGAGAGAACAGAGCGGACAGCUGUAUGCGAUGGAUGUGCUGACGUUCUGAACGCUGUGGAGGUCUUGCUUGGUGCUGAUCUUUAACGGCCCAUGUUCGGCCAACAACCGAACGAACGAGAUAAAGCAUGCUUUAUACAUACUUCGUUUACUUCCACCCUCUGUUGCAUGUUUCCUUUUGCUGGCUUCCGUGUUUUUACGUUAUCAUAUGCUGUAUAACAUUCAAUCCGUUGACAAUGCAACCACCAAACGCCCAUAGCUCGUGAAAGAAAGCCCAUCGUUCCACUACGCCCUUUCCACUUAGCAUACUCACGCAGCCGCUAAUCCCCUCUUGCUUUCGUUCUAUUCAACACGACCAAAUCCCGUCCUCUUCAUUGACAUACUAACGAUGUUAUGACUUUUCCUGGCAUGUUCGAAGGUAGUCGCCUGUAGGUAGUUGGGACUACUAUGUAUGAUUCCAAAGGCCACUAUUUAGGUCGUACAAGAAGUGGGGGUACGUCUCUGAUCCCGUAAGUACGUACUC